Colletotrichum spaethianum is the source of this 1344-nucleotide messenger RNA. RefSeq names its product putative transporter SEO1. Bases 1 to 1344 code for a protein of 447 amino acids. The record is from RefSeq and is a predicted model, not a curated record. Lineage: Eukaryota; Fungi; Ascomycota; Sordariomycetes; Glomerellales; Glomerellaceae. Gene Ontology annotation, molecular function: transmembrane transporter activity. Gene Ontology annotation, biological process: transmembrane transport. Gene Ontology annotation, cellular component: membrane. The transcript is spliced from 4 exons.
AUGGCUGAUAACACGGUCCCUAGGAAGAAGUGGUGGAAAAUCCAAUGGUAUUCCGACGAUGAUACCCCCGAGGAGCGGAAGUUCAUCAUCAAAUUGGACCUCAUCGUGGUUCCCUACGCUGUCCUGGCCUAUUGGGUCAAGUAUAUUGACAACGCCUAUGUCGGAGGCAUGAAGGAAGAGCUGGGUUUCGAAGGCAACGAGCUUGUCGAACUUCAGACUAUGUAUACUGUCGGUGCUGUGGUCGGCAUGAUCCCUUUCAUGUUCCUGUUUACGUACAUUCCUAUGUACUGGACGAUUCCUGCUAUGGAUAUUCUUUGGGGUCUCUUCACACUGUUGCAAUACCGCGCCCAUUCUUUCGCAGAGUUGGCAGCGUACCGCUUCCUGGUCGGCUUCUUCGAGGCUGCCUUCUUUCCGGCUAUGCACUACGUCUUUGGCUCUUGGUACCGAGGUCACGAAAUUGCACGUAGAGGCGGCAUCUUCUACACUGGUCUCAAUCUCGGAACUCUCACAGCAGGCCUGAUCGCAGCAGGUGCCUCACACCGCCUUGAAGGUGUCAACGGGAUGUCUGGUUGGCGCUGGAUGUACAUUAUUUGUGCCAUCAUCACCAUCCCCGUCGGCAUCCUUGGCUAUUUCCUCCUCCCCGGCACCGUCGAGCAGCCGAACCGCUGGAUCCUCAAUGACCACGACCUCAAGAUCGCCAAAGCUCGCCUCGAGCGCGGUGGUCACGUCACGCGCGGAAAGUUUAAGCUUGGACAUCUCAAGCAGAUAUUCCUCAGCCCGCAGUUCUGGACCGUCGUGCUUGUUGAUGUGCUCUUCUGGAACGCCGGUAUCCAUAAGAGCACGGGUAGCUUUCUCCUGUGGAUCAAAAGCUUGGGCCGCUAUAGCCCAGCGCAGAUCAACGAGAUGGGAACCAUUGCGCCGGCUUUGGGUAUUCUGUACAACAUCGUGGCAUGCUUCUUGUCCGACCUCGUGCUGGGACCGGCGUGGGCUAUCACAUUCUCUUCGCUCUGGAACGUAACGGGUCUAAUCAUGCUCGUGGUCUGGGAUAUUCCGGAGGGUGGCAAGUGGUUCGCAUUCUCAACCAUGUAUUGGUCUAACGCGCUCUCGAGUGUGUUACACGGCUGGGUCAAUACGAUUCUCCGAGACUCUCCCGAGCAGCGUUCAUUUACCUUGGUCAUGAUUACCAUCAUUGCCCAGUCAUCAACGGCAUGGACGCCUUUGUUGACCUUUCCAACUGUCGAAUCUCCGAGCUACCCAAAAGGUUUCUCGUUCUGCCUAGGCUGUGCCGUAGCACUGAUUGCUGCAACUCAUGUUCUAAAUAUUUACAUCAAGCGCAAGGAGUAA